This is a messenger RNA of Arthroderma uncinatum, 489 nucleotides long. RefSeq lists its product as uncharacterized. The coding region runs from base 1 to 489 and encodes 162 amino acids. The transcript has a single exon. Lineage: Eukaryota; Fungi; Ascomycota; Eurotiomycetes; Onygenales; Arthrodermataceae. The record is from RefSeq and is a predicted model, not a curated record.
AUGGCUGCUCUCGCCCCGCGUUACCAGUACAGCCCCAUAGAUUCUGCAGGCGGCGAGAUUCGGCUCCUGACGAUAUGUUCGGGGACAUUCAACGCGCCGCUGGAUUUGCGCCUCGACAUCCGCCGCCGAGUACUCCCACAGCCUGGAACGGGGUCACCGCCCACUGCGCCGAGUUUUGAGGCUCUCUCGUACACCUGGGGCGCACAGAGCAAACCCGUGAAUAUCCAGAUCGGUAGCUGCCAGGAGCGCCUUUCGGUCACUCCCAAUCUCGCCACCGCGCUGCCAUUCUUGAGGCUCUCAGAUCGGGACAGAUUAGUCUGGAUUGAUGCAGUAUGUAUAGACCAGUCCAACCUCCAGGAGAGGGGUGUCCAGGUGCAGCUUAUGGCCGAGAUCUUUAGGCAGGCGGCGCAAGUCGUCUGCUGGGUUGGACUGGAGAGUGCGAACAGCAAGCUGGCGAUUCUGUCACGGGACCACGUGUUGCUCACGUGA